GUCUCGCGGUAGCGGAGUGCUUCAGGAGGCACGGCUGUGCUCGAUGCGCUGUGUUGUUUCUGUCUGAAGUUGAGCAGUGCAUUUCUUGAGGUGGCUGUAAGAUAGCUAACGUUAGGGAAUAAACGCAUAUACUGUGUCCCAAGGCCUCGCAGUAUCCCAGAAUAUUCCUCGUAGAAUCCGAAGAGGACAUCAUCUGUUUGCUAUACAGGCCGGCGGAGCAGAACCGGGCCGGCUCGGAGGAUCCGAACGGACGUUUUCAGGAGCCCAUUCCCACCGCCGGCCUGGUGUUGUUGAAGGUGGGGGAGACGGCCUGAUGAACUAGAGCCGCAGGCACCGUGGGGCUGUUCGGGCGCUCUGGCCACAAUGAGCCUCCUGUCACACGCCUUCUGUUGAAUGGGUUCAGGUCAGCAGUGAGGAUGCGUUGCCUAGCGGCCCGGGUCAACUACAAGACCCUGAUCGUGAUCUGCGCGCUGUUCACCCUGAUCACGGUGCUGCUGUGGAACCGCUGCUCCAGCGACACGGCGCUGCGCUUCCCGCCGCGCGCCCAGCCGCCCGGCCCGGCCGCCGCCACGCCCGCCAACCCCCAGCAGCCGCAGCCGCCCGAGCCCCCGCCCGUGGCCGGGGGCCCGAAGUACGAGGAGAUCGACUGCCUCAUCAACGACGACGCCACCAUCAAGGGCCGGCGCGAGGGCGCCGACGUGUACCUGCCCUUCGGCUGGGUGGAGCGCUACUUCCAGGUGUACGGCAAGGUGGUGCAGUACGACGGCUACGACCGCUUCGAGUUCUCCCACAGCUACUCCAAGGUGUACGCGCAGCGGGAGCCCUACCACCCCGACGGCGUCUUCAUGUCCUUCGAGGGCUACAACGUGGAGGUGCGCGACCGCGUCAAGUGCAUCAGCGGAGUGGAAGGUGUGCCCCUGUCCACGCAGUGGGGCCCCCAGGGCUACUUCUACGCCAUCCAGAUCGCUCAGUACGGCCUCAGCCACUACAGCAAGAACCUGACGGAGCGGCCGCCCCACGUGGAGCUGUACGACACGGCCGAGGAGCGGGACAGCCGGCCCAGCGCCUGGGUCGUCCCCAAGGGCUGCUCGCUCUCCCGCGCCCACGACAAGACCCGGCACACCGCCGUGCGCCAGUUCAGCGCCCCAGAGAACUCUGAGGGCAUCUCCCUGCCGCUGGGCAACUCCAAGGACUUCAUCAUCUCCUUCGACCUGAAGUUCACGUCCAACGGGAGCGUGUCGGUGGUGCUGGAGACCACGGAGAAGAGCCCGCCCUUCGUCAUCCACUACGUCACCAGCUCUCAGCUCAUCGCCUUCCGGGACCGCGACAUCACCUACGGCCUGGGCCCCCGCACCGCCUGGAGCACGGUCACGCGCGACCUGGUGACCGACCUGCGCAAGGGCGUGGGCCUGUCCAACACCAAGGCGGUCAAGGCCACCAAGAUCAUGCCCCGCCGCGUGGUCAAGCUGGUCCUGCGCGGGCGCGGCUUCCUGGACAACGUCACCAUCUCCACCACCGCCCACACGGCCGCCUUCUUCGCCGCCAGCGACUGGCUGCUGCGGAACCAGGACGAGAGGGGCGGCUGGCCCAUCAUGGUCACCCGCAAGCUGGGCGAGGGCUUCCGGGCGCUGGAGCCGGGCUGGUACUCCGCCAUGGCGCAGGGCCAGGCCAUGUCCACGCUGGUGCGGGCCUACCUGCUCACCCGCGACCCCGUGUACCUCAACGCCGCCCUGCGGGCCACCGGGCCCUACCGCCUGCCCUCGGAGCAGCACGGCGUCAAGGCGGUGUUCAUGAACAAGCACGACUGGUACGAGGAGUACCCCACCACGCCCAGCUCGUUCGUGCUCAACGGCUUCAUCUACUCGCUCAUCGGCCUGUACGACCUGGCGGAGACGGCCGGGGACAAGCUGGGCCGCGAGGCGGGCGUGCUCUUCAGCCGCGGCAUGGAGUCGCUCAAGGCCAUGCUGCCGCUCUACGACACGGGCUCCGGAACCAUCUACGACCUGCGCCACUUCAUGCUGGGCACGGCCCCCAACCUGGCGCGCUGGGACUACCACACCACCCACAUCAACCAGCUGCAGCUGCUGGCGUCCAUCGACAACGCGCCCGUCUUCAGGGACUUCGUCAAGCGCUGGAAGACCUACCUGAAGGGCGGGAGGGCCAAGCACAACUAGAGCCCCCCCCCCCGCCCCCCCGGGCUGUGGGCAGGACAGAGCCGCG
Molecule: messenger RNA, 2220 nt
Organism: Conger conger (European conger)
Lineage: Eukaryota; Metazoa; Chordata; Actinopteri; Anguilliformes; Congridae
Product: D-glucuronyl C5-epimerase B
Exons: 6
Coding region: 417-2174 (585 amino acids)
Biological process (GO): heparan sulfate proteoglycan biosynthetic process
Cellular component (GO): Golgi apparatus
Molecular function (GO): heparosan-N-sulfate-glucuronate 5-epimerase activity
Source: RefSeq, a predicted model, not a curated record